AUGAAAAACCACUCUUUGACUGAAUUCAUCCUUCUUGGACUAACAGAUAUUCCAGAGCUUCAGAUUAUCAUUUUCAUAUUUCUCCUCCUCACAUACCUGUUCAGCAUCAUUGGGAAUCUGACAAUCAUCAUCCUCACCCUGCUGGACUCCCACCUCCAGACUCCCAUGUAUUUCUUCCUCCGGAAUUUCUCCUUCCUAGAAAUUUCCUUUACAUCCACUUUCACUCCUAGGCUGCUAUUCAGCAUCUCAACUGGGAUCAAGACUAUCAGCUUUGCUGGAUGCUUCACUCAAUAUUUCUUUGCUAUUUUCUUUGGGGCCACUGAAUUUUACCUUCUGACUGCCAUGUCCUUUGAUCGCUAUGUGGCCAUCUGCAAACCUCUGCAUUAUACCACCAUUAUGAACAGCAGGAUUUGCCUCCAGAUGGUUCUCUGCUCUUGGCUUUGUGGCUUCCUGUUCAUCUUGUUCCCAAUCAUCCUGACCAGUCAUCUGGAUUUCUGUGGGUCCAAUGUGCUAAAUCAUUAUUACUGUGACUAUGGACCCCUCAUAGAAAUCUCUUGCUCAGACACUAGUCUACUGGAACUAUUCAACUUUAUCUUAGCACUUCUGACACUGGUAGUCACACUGGUGCUGGAAGAAACAACUUCUUACUUGUGA
Molecule: messenger RNA, 654 nt
Organism: Marmota flaviventris (yellow-bellied marmot)
Lineage: Eukaryota; Metazoa; Chordata; Mammalia; Rodentia; Sciuridae
Product: olfactory receptor 6C4-like
Biological process (GO): G protein-coupled receptor signaling pathway
Cellular component (GO): membrane
Molecular function (GO): G protein-coupled receptor activity; olfactory receptor activity
Source: RefSeq, a predicted model, not a curated record